Messenger RNA from Platichthys flesus (European flounder), 2719 nucleotides. Its product is annotated as ornithine decarboxylase 1-like. Bases 346 to 1731 code for a protein of 461 amino acids. Gene Ontology annotation, molecular function: ornithine decarboxylase activity. Lineage: Eukaryota; Metazoa; Chordata; Actinopteri; Pleuronectiformes; Pleuronectidae. The transcript has 10 exons. The record is from RefSeq and is a predicted model, not a curated record. Gene Ontology annotation, cellular component: cytoplasm.
ACGGAGCAAACAGAGAAGUUCUUCAACAUGGAUGACAUUAAAUUAAUAAUUGAAGUGGAGAAGUGCAGUGAGUUGUAUGAUCCUCGGAACAUGUUGUAUAAAGACAACACCAAAAAAGACAAAUUUAGGGAUGAUGUUGCUUAAUGUUGGAGCAACAAGUAAGUAUAAGAUUUAUAUUACUGGAUCAACGGGUGAUAUUAUUAGUGCUGCCCGGCGGUUCAGCGUCGCUUCAUGUCCGAUGUGAACAGCCAAGCGCCGGCGCGAUAGGGAUUUGCGCGGCCGGCGCUGCGCUUUGGCGUCGCCUCCGCGUCCGGUGUGAACCCGGCGUAGCGGUUUCUCUCAAAAAUGCUGAUCGUGUUGUUUACUAAUGAGAAAUCAAAAGGACUUGGGACCAUGAACAGUGCUUCUUCCCCUGAGUUUGAGUUCUCCUUCAUGGAGGACGGUUUCUCUUUCCGCGAUACUGUUGAGCAGAAGAUCAAUGAAUCAUCUAGGACGGAUGAUAGAGAUGCCUUCUAUGUGUGUGACUUGGGGGAUGUGCUUAAGAAACAUCUGCGCUGGAUGAGGGCCCUGCCUCUUGUCACUCCUUUUUAUGCUGUCAAAUGCAAUGACAGUCGGGCAGUCUUAAAAACACUGGCGUCCCUGGGAACUGGAUUUGACUGUGCAAGCAAGACAGAGCUUGAGCUGGUUAUGUCUCUGGGAGUGGAUCCAAGCAGAAUUAUCUAUGCCAACGCCUGUAAGCAAAUUUCUCAUAUCAAAUAUGCAUCUGCCCAUGGGGUCCAGAUGAUGUCCUUUGAUAGCGAAGUGGAACUCAUGAAAGUGGCCUGUUUUCAUGACAAUGCCAAGCUGGUGCUGCGUAUUGCCACAGAUGACUCAAAGGCAGUGUGUCGUGUGAGUGUGAAGUUUGGGGCCCCGCUUAAAUCUUGUCGAGGUCUUCUGGAGCGGGCUAAAGAACUGGGACUGAACGUCAUUGGUGUCAGCUUCCAUGUUGGUAGUGGCUGUACUGAUUCCAAGACCUACACGGAGGCCAUCGCUGAUGCUCGCUGUGUUUUCCAUAUAGGCGAUGAGCUCGGCUUCAACAUGGAUCUCUUGGACAUUGGUGGUGGUUUCCCUGGUUGUGAUGACGGUAGACCUAAAUUUGAAGAGGAAAGAUGCUGUCUAAAUUUUAUCAAGGAUGUAAUCCACUCUGCCCUGGACAAGUAUUUCCCUGCUGACUCUGGCGUAAAGCUAAUCGCUGAGCCAGGACGCUUUUAUGUAGCUUCUGCUUUUACACUGGUUGUCAACAUCAUUGCCAAGAAGGUCAUCAUGAACUCAACCUCUGAUGAGAAAGAUGAAGGGGCCAAAGAAAAACCCAAAGACAAGACUAUGAUGUACUUUGUCAAUGAUGGAACGUUUGGAUCUUUCUUGGCUUCAGCCUUGACCUUUAUUACAAAUUUACCAACACUGUAUAAGAAGCCAAAGCCAGAUGAGAUCUUAUACCCCUGCAGUAUCUGGGGCCCAACUUGUGCUGCUCUUGAUCGCAUUGUUGAGCAGUGUUACCUGCCUGACCUGCAGGUGGGCGACUGGCUGGUCUUUGAAAACAUGGGUGCCUACACCGUGGCUGCCUCCUCCACCUUCAAUGGUUUCCAAAGACCUGGCCUUCACUAUGUCAUGUCCCGUCCUGAUUGGCAACACAUCCAGCAGAUUAGCAGGGGAUGUCAGAAGGAGUUUUACCUGUUUGGAGAAUCAGCCUAGAGAGCAGCUUAUGAUGCAAUAAGUUACAUUCCUGGCUAGUAACUCACAAGGCGGUUAACUAUUAAAAUACAUUCCCUUUUUUAUUUAAUUUUUAUUUUGUCUAAACAUGCAGCAUUCAAGAAAUUGACACAGGAUUCAUAUCUAUUUAACCAUACAUUUGAUACAUAAGAUAUGUUUUGUAGUUGAUUUAUUUUUCCUGUGGUAACUUUAAGAAGUAUUGUAUUCUUUUAAUAAAUAAAACAGUAGGUGGAGGGCCAAUUAUGUUUUGAAAAAGUAGGACCACCUCAUUUAAGUACUUAAAAGGCGCUAUCGACCUUUUGAAAGCUGUUCACAGAAUCUUUCAAUGUCAUAUUCAGUAGUUGGAGAGAGAAAUUAUUCUCUUAUCUCUUUACUACAGUUUCCCAGGGUCUAAAUAUCAGUAAGGUUCAGUGGUUUAUAACUGAAAUAGUAUGAUUAUAAUUGCUGUUGUAAAGGAUGCAUUUUGGUACAAUAAGUUAUGGUAUGUUAGUAACACCUACUGGUGUGAAAACCAAUGUUCCUUCAAAACAAACUGAACAAUUAUUGUCUUGAACUGCUCUCUCUGUGUACGUUAUUGACUUUGCAAUAUCCAAGUCAGUAACAGUAUCGUAAUGGAAGAUAGUGUCAGGUGUAGUCAGUGUAGGUGAUGAUGAAAGCCUUUCCCUAGCCCAAGUGGUAUACCAUUAAAUUAAAAAAGGGUGCAGUGAGAGAUAAUUUCCUGAAGCAAAGAUCCGAAACAUCUAAAUGGCUAACAUGCAUUAUGAGUCAGUGCAAUAUAUUUUCAAGUGUCCAAAUUGUAUGAUCGUCUGUUUGAAGUAAAACAAACUGAUUCAAUAGUAUGUAGUCAACAACGUUUAUUAUCAAUUUCCACAUUGAACUGGAAGGUACUCUAUAAAAUAAGUGUUAUUUUCUGGUUUCAAGUAAAAAUAAGGUUUGCAUUAAUAAUAAAAUAAAGAGCUUUUGAAAAAGG